Messenger RNA from Ascochyta rabiei, 873 nucleotides. Its product is annotated as Acetyl-CoA C-acyltransferase. The record is from RefSeq and is a predicted model, not a curated record. The coding region runs from base 1 to 873 and encodes 290 amino acids. Lineage: Eukaryota; Fungi; Ascomycota; Dothideomycetes; Pleosporales; Didymellaceae. Gene Ontology annotation, cellular component: peroxisome. Gene Ontology annotation, biological process: fatty acid beta-oxidation; phenylacetate catabolic process. Gene Ontology annotation, molecular function: acetyl-CoA C-acyltransferase activity. The transcript is spliced from 3 exons.
AUGUCGGUUCGUGCCGUCGGGAGAAGCAUUGUGCAGAAGAGUCCAACUGAUGUCAUUGUCCUUUCGGCUGUGCGAAGUCCCAUCACCAGGGCGUUCAAGGGAGGCUUCAAAGACGCUUGGCUAGAGGAUGUACUUCGACCUGUGAUGAGAGAGGCAGUUAUCAGAGCGAAGAUCGAGACAGAGGACGUGCAGGACGUCCUCAUCGGCAACGUCUUGGCUGAACUCGGUUUCGCCAAGACAGGAAGAAUGGCACUCCUCGACUGCGGCUUCCCUGCCAGUACCACCUUUCACACAAUCAACAGGCAGUGCUCCAGCAGUCUACAGGCCAUCACGCACCAGGCGCAUGCCAUAAUGGCUGGUCAAUUCGAUGUCGCCCUGGCCGGUGGGGUGGACAGCAUGACACGUAACUACGGUUCUCGCGGCCGUCCAACGGACGUGUCUCCUUCUCUCCGAGCAUCCAACGUCAAGCAGGCCACCGACUGUCUCUUGGCCAUGGGUGAGACAUCGGAGCGUGUUGCCCAACGGUACGGCAUUACACGCCAAGAGCAAGAUGACUUUGCUUUUCAGAGUCAUCACAGGGCACUGGUGGCCUGGAACGCAGGUAAAUUUGCGUCAGAGAUAGUCCCAGUUACCUACCAGGCUCCAAGCGAAACAGACAAGGAAGGGCUGCUGACAACCUUUACCGUGCCGCAGGAUGAUGGCAUCCGACCCAACGUGAGUAGAGAGAAAUUUGGAAAUCUGGAGCCAGUGUUUGGCAAACAAGGCCAAAGCACCGCAGGCAACUCAUCGCAGAUAUCCGACGGCGCCUCUUCGGUGAUACUUGCUCGAAGGCCGUUUCGCAGGCACACAGGUGAGGGGAUGCGAGCCGGAUGA